This is a messenger RNA of Cuscuta epithymum, 6107 nucleotides long. Lineage: Eukaryota; Viridiplantae; Streptophyta; Magnoliopsida; Solanales; Convolvulaceae. The record is from the annotation of a GenBank genome assembly.
CGAAUUCGAUACUGGAGGAUAUAUAUAGAGUGAGAGACUGAGAGCCAAACUUAAUCACAACUUAGAACUUGAGCAGAAAAUUAAGUAAAUCCGCAACAGCCAUGAGACUUGUUCUAGUUUUUGCAGCUUUCGUUUCAGUUGUUGCCUCCACAGAGUGGACUCAGCAGCCAUUUUCAUGCGAUCCUGCUGACCAAAAAACAAAGUCGCUGGGCUUUUGCCAAACCAACCUCUCAAUCAGCGCCCGAGCCGCCGACCUCGUCUCUCGCUUCACUCUAGAUGAGAAGAUCGCCCAGCUUGUGAGCUCUGCCCCGGCCAUUCCACGCCUCAGCAUCCCCGCCUACCAGUGGUGGUCUGAAGCUUUGCACGGAGUCGCCUACUCCAGAGGCACUCCCCUCAAUGGCACAAUCACCACAGCCACCAGCUUCCCCCAAGUCAUCCUCGCCGCAGCUUCCUUCAAUGAACACCUCUGGUACCGCAUUGGACAGGUUAUUGGGGUGGAGGCCAGGGCGAUUUACAAUGCAGGGGAAUCAAGAGGUCUGACCCUCUGGGCUCCAAAUAUUAACAUCUUCAGGGACCCAAGAUGGGGGAGGGGUCAAGAAACCCCCGGCGAGGACCCAACCGUGACCGGAAAGUACGCUGUCGCAUUUGUCCGGGGAGUGCAAGGCGAUACCUUUCUCGGUGGAAAGAAAAACUUGAAUCACCUUCAGGCAUCUGCUUGCUGUAAACACUUCACAGCGUAUGACAUGGAGAACUGGCAUGGAAACUAUCGAUAUGGAUUCAAUGCUAUUGUGACAAAACAGGAUUUGGCUGACACAUAUCAGCCACCAUUCAAGAAGUGCAUACAAGAAGCUCGUGCCAGUGGGUUAAUGUGUGGUUAUAACAGUGUCAACGGGAUCCCAAGUUGUGCCGAUCACAAUCUCCUAACCAUUGUUGCUCGUCACCAGUGGGGUUUUCAGGGGUACAUUGCAUCAGAUUGUGAUGCAGUGAAAAAUGUUUUUCGAGACCACAACUACACAAAAACAGAAGAAGAAACGGUUGCGGAUGUACUCCAUGCAGGGAUGGAUGUGAACUGCGGUUCCUUCUUGAGCACCUAUACCAGAUCCGCAGUUGACAAGGGAAUUGUUUCCGAGUCAACAAUCGAUAGGGCUCUUCACAACUUGUUUUCUAUUCGUAUCCGAUUGGGGUUGUUUAAUGGGAGCCCUAAAAAUCUCCCUUAUGGAAACAUAUCCCGAGACAAAAUAUGCUCUCUUGAGCAUCAGAAGCUUGCCCUUGAAGUAGCAAAAUAAGGGAUCGUGUUACUAAAGAACACCGGUGACCUGCUUCCCCUUGCCAUUGAGCGCAAAACAACAACAGUGGCUGUGAUAGGUCCGAACGCUAACAACUCGGACGUUCUUAAGGGGAACUAUCACGGCCCCGGAUGCAAAUCUGUGGACAUAUUGACAGCCUUGCAAAGUUAUGUGAGGACUUCCUUUCAUCCGGGAUGCAAUGCUGUCAACUGUACUUCCACAAUGGAUGAAGCGCUACAAUUGGCUGAAGUGGCAGACCAUGUGAUCAUGGUGAUGGGCCUGGACCAAAGCGAAGAAAGUGAAGAUUUGGACCGCACAGAUUUGGUUCUCCCCGGGCUGCAGGAGCGUCUCGUAACUGCCGUGGCUGAUGCGGCAAGGAGACCUAUCGUACUAGUUCUAGUCUCUGGCAGUCCAGUUGAUAUCACAUUUGCAAAAGUGAAUAACAAAGUUGGCAGCAUAUUGUGGGCUGGAUAUCCUGGAGAAGCAGGAGGCAGUGCUCUGGCACAUACCAUUUUUGGAAGGAAUUACCAAAAGACGGGAGUUUCCCGUCUGACAUUCCAAAAAACGGGACUGACAAUUAGGUUACCAAAUAACGCUAGUCGGAAUUGGGAAAUCCGACUAGAGAGUAGGGUUUUAAAUAAAGGGUUUAACCUAGUCGGAAUUGGGGAAUCCGACUAGGGUUUUGGGAUUUUUUUUAAAUGUUUCGUGGUGAGGGAUUUAAGAUUUUAAAAAAUAAUAUCAAACACCUAGUCGGAAUUCCGGGAUCCGACUAGGUAAUUUUAAAAAAAAAAAUAAUUUGAACACCUAGUCGGAAUUGGGGAAUCCGACUAGGGUAUUUUUAAAAAAAAAUUGCAUUUUCUUCCUUCUUAAAUCGGACUCUAAUUUUUAAAAAAUACCAACUACCUAGUCGGAAUUGGCUAAUCCGACUAGGAUAUUUUUUAAAAAAAAAAAUGGAUUCUUUCCUUUAAUUAAUGGGAUUGUAAUUUAAAAAAAAAAAUGCCUUGUCGGAAUAGGGAAAUCCGACCAGAAUAUUGAUUUAAAAAAAAAAAUUGGAUUUCUUCGCAGUAUAAUUUAAAAUAAGAAUCCAAUACUGUACGUACGUCGGAAUUGGGGAAUCCGACCAGGGGUAGGAGACGUGUUUAGUUUUGGUUCGAGUAUUUCACCAAACUCCUAUCUUAAUAACUCUAUAAAAACCGUUUAUUUCUUUUCAAAAUUUACAAACACACUCCAAAAACACUUCUUUCUUUCUUAACAUACCAUCCGCACAUACCAUAUUCACCCAAAAACACUUUAAUAUAUUCAUAAUUUUUUUUGUUUAGCAUUCCCCUCUCAUAUUAUAUUUAUAAUAUAUACCAUAUAUAAAAAUGUCUAGCGAGGGCAAUAUUGUUGUUAUGGUUCAUUGGAAUGGCUCUACAUCUCAAAAAGAUGAUGAAAUAGAGUACUCCAUACCUCCUAGGGCGGUACUAUGGGUUAGUGAAGGAGAUGAUUAUACUACUAUACAUGAGAAAGUUCUAAAUCAUGUUAGAGGCGACGGAUUUUCCGAAAUUAAAUUAAUUCACGGAAAAUUGCCAAAGUAUAAGAAUUCAGUAUAUGUUGCUUCUAGAUUAUGGCCCAUUCACGAUGAGCGGACAUGGCGUCAUUUUUUCCGGAUCGCUACAAAUGAGUAUGAGGAGUUGCACAUUUACGUGGAAGCUUCAGCGACCCCGCCACAAAAUUUGGAGUUCCACGGAAUUCCCGGAGAGGAAGGCCCAUCAUCAAUAUAUGGUCGGAGGAACAACCGCCAAACGUUUCAGAACUAUGAAUCUCCCGACUCAGGUGAAGAGUCGGACGACCCAGAUUAUGAACAAGGUUUUUGUGGUGAUGUGGAUUCAUCCACGAGGGAUGAUGCAGACGAUGAAGUAGACACCACCUGGGGCAAUUUAGAGCUACCCGAAGAAUCAUAUGAGCUAGAUUCUGAGCCUGAAAGGAUCGAAAUCGGCGCAGUUUACCCGUCAUAUGAUGCACCCAAAGAAGCGGUGGCGAGAGAAAACAUUCGUCAGUUUCGUCAAUUCCAAUCGGUUGACAAAAGGGCACGGUCCUGGAAGGCGGUUUGCAUAAACCCGACCAUUUGCACUUGGCAUAUCCAAGCAGCAGCAGGUAUGACUUCAACAAAGUGGAAAGUCAAAAAAUAUCAACCCCAUCACAGUUGUAGGGAGGAUCCUGUCACGGCUCGGGAUGAUCAGAUAAAAUUAAACAGAUAAAAUUAAUCAGAUAAAAUUUAACAAGAUAAUUUCAAUAAGAUAAAAUGUAUUCAGAUAAAUAUAACCAGAUAAAUUUUAUCAGAUAAAAUUUAAUAAGAUAAUUUGAAAAAGAUGAAAUUUCAUCACAUAAAUAUAAUCAGAUAAAUUUUAUCAGAUAAAGUUUAAUAAGAUAAAUUCAAUAAGAUCAAAUUUCAUCAGAUAAAUAUAAUCAGAUAAAUUUUAUCAGAUAAAAUUUAAGGUGUCGGCAACCUUAAAUAUUCAAUACACUUUAUUUCUACCUAACUCAACCGACUAGAGAAACACAUUUCUUUCAAUCCUAAUCCUAUCCGUUCGUUCGGCCUAACCGGAGACACAUACUUUCCAUCUUCCAUUCGGUGAGGUCGGCAUUAGUCUACAAGAUGUGGCGGUGAUCCUUGGUUUGCCCAUUCGGGGUAUGCCCCUCAGUGGUCCAACCAUUAGGGGUAAGGAUCAGUGGAUCGACCUGUGCACUCAGUCGUGUGGUUUCACUCCUCUACAGACUGAUAUGCGCACGAGUGAUAUCACUAUGAGUGCUGUUACCCGUCACCGGAUCGUAGAUGACAGUACAGACGAAGAGGUCACCCAACACACCAGGACUCUAAUAUGGCAAUUGCUUGGAGGGUUUUUGUUCCCUGACACGAGUGGGGCAAGAAUACGAUUGUACUUUUUGGAGGUCUUGCAGGGUGACUUGGCUUUAGCCCGUCGCUGGAGUUGGGGAUCAGCGGUUCUCGGGUACCUCUACCAUAACUUGUGCAACGGCGCGAUGUGGGAAACCAAACAAGUUGGCGGUUGUAUGCACUUGUUACAUAUUUGGGCUUGGUCGAGGAUUUCGAUGGUCCGUCCCUCAGCACUUCAGGUCAUUCAACAUGGCCAUCUUCCAUAUGGGUGCAAGUGGAUCGUCCCCAAGUCAUAUAAGGGAUCCCCAAGACAUUGCAUACGCUUGUACCGGGAUGACCUAGACCGCAUGACUGAGAGUCAGUUUGAUUUCACUCCCUACGCGUCCGAGAUGCUCCUGCCUCUCAUCCUUAAUGAUGCUCCGCUUUGGUCGGCUAGAGUCAUGCUCAUAUUUUGCAAUAUGGCCGAAAUGCAUUACCCGGAUCGAUUCCUUCGGCAGUUCGGUAUAAGGCAAGACAUUCCGAAUGCUCCUUUGCCGGGUACUGAUCAUCACGGAUCUCGUUCCAACAUAGUGAUCGGUGCCUUGACGAUGUGGGCGGACAUACAACAUAAUAUAUACGUUCUUGAUUAUGAUCGAUAUAUGUCCCUCGAAGCAACUCAAAGGUACCGAAACUGGUACAAGAAGCAUGGUAUGACACGUGUCCAGAACCCUUCUCACAAUGUGCCCACGACAGGCUACACCCCAACAGCACACGAUUGGGGUAUUGUGAAGCAAGGCGUUCACGAGGUGUAUCAGCUCUUAGCCGACCGCGCGAGUUAUGAGGAUUGUCAAAAACGAUUACGGCAGAUGGCCGUGGAUGUAGGUGAUGAAGAUAUGCUCCACCGGGGAAUAUUCCACUAUGAAGAUUGUGACACCUCGAAAAUUAUUAUCAAAUAAAAAUAAAUAAUGUUCCUAGUCAGAUAAAUUAUCACAAAAGUGAAAUUUUAAUAAUCAAGUGAAAUAAAGAAACUUUCAAAAUUUAAGACGUUGUAGUCAGAUAAAAACAUUGCAAUGAUGGAAGUAACAUUUUACGAUAAUUAUGAAAGUGAUAAUUUUUGAAACAGAUAAUGGUUACACGUAUGACAAAAAUAUUAAAAGUGACAAUUAUCUUUUCAAAAGUAUUGGUUAAUAACUUAAUAUAAUAUAUGAAAAUACUUCAAAUACACACAAAAGUAAAAAGUUAGAGUCAAACUUUUCACACCCAAAUGUGCUUGUACUAAUGUAUACGGGUACAUAAUAAUUCAUGCGAAGUAAUAUUAGUAAUACUCCUAAUAACUCUACGUAUCAAUUUUUGUUUUCUUUCUUUGUUUUGUUUCUGCACGAUAUUUGUGCAGGUGAUGAUGGUUAUGUUGACUGCUGAAUGCAUGCGCCUGAGAGCGAGUUAGAAGUUGCCUUAGUUAAAUUUAGUCUUGGAAUAAACAUUUAUUUAUUUAGUUUUAUUGUUUUGUUUUAGUUGCCUGUGCAUCCGGUUGAGAGAUGACCGGAUGUGGCGGUAACACCCAUUUCCCUAUUUAGACUUCCGUUGUACUCUUUAAAUUUUAUUAUCAAUAAAUAAAAGUUUUAUUUCAAUCAUAUCAAUGUUUUUGGGCGGGAAAUUUGGGGGUGUUACAAAGAUGAAGAUGCAGGUGGAAGUGACGAAGAGGAUGAUUCACAUGAACGUGAAGAUGGGGGUGAGGAUUCACAAGCGCCCCCUCAAUUCUCAACACAGGGUGUCUCAUUUGAUCAACCACCCCCUCAAUUCUCAACGCAUCAAGGUGGGUCAUUUGAUCAACCACCGCCGUGUUAUGAUUCUUAUCAGUGGUCCAUACAACCUGAUGAUUAUGUUGAGUCAUUUCUGAAUUCGUCUUUUUACUAUGGAGACACAACGGGGGCUUGGAACACUGGCGGUGGGGACGGAGCAGGGCCGAG